UUAUCAACUGCUGGGGGUAACUUGGUAGCCAAGGCAAGUGUUUUGGGCUUCGGCCAAGGAACAGCCAAAGGAGGAUCACCGAGAGCCAGAGUAGCAGCAUACAAGGUGUGCUGGCCUCCAGUUUCUGGAGAUGAAUGCUUUGAUGCUGAUAUAUUGGCAGCUUUUGAUGUGGCCAUUCAUGAUGGUGUUGAUGUGCUGUCUGUGUCACUGGGAGGAGAUCCCACAGCCUUUUUCAAUGACAGCGUUGCAAUUGGCUCUUUUCAUGCUAUCAAGCAUGGAAUUGUCGUGGUCUGCUCAGCUGGUAAUUCUGGUCCUGCUGAUGGUACCGUCUCCAACAUUGCACCAUGGCAGAUCACGGUUGGAGCCAGCACCAUGGAUAGGGAGUUUCCUAGCAUUGUCGUCCUCGGCAACAAUAUGCGAUACAAGGGACAAAGUCUGUCAGCUAAAGAUUUGCCAGACAAGAAGUUCUACCCCCUUAUAAGUGCAGCAGAUACUAAGGCGGCUAAUGCAUCAAUUGAAAAUGCGUUGUUAUGUCAGGCUGGUGCCAUUGAUCCUAAAAAGGCAAGUGGAAAGAUCUUGGUAUGUCUUCGAGGGCAGAAUGCAAGAGUGGACAAGGGUCAGCAAGCUGCUCUGGCUGGUGCUGUUGGCAUGGUUCUUGCAAACAACAUUCUCUCAGGGAAUGAAAUUAUUGCUGAUGCUCAUGUCCUCCCUGCUUCACAUAUCAAUUACACGGAUGGUCUUGCUGUUUUCACUUACAUUAAUUCAACGAAGUAUCCCACUGCUUAUAUCACGCCUGUAACCACACAAAUUGGCACAAAGCCAGCCCCCUUCAUGGCAGCAUUUUCGUCAAAGGGACCCAACACCAUCACACCCGAGAUCCUCAAGCCUGAUAUCACUGCACCAGGAGUGAGUGUAAUAGCUGCCUAUACAGAAGCACAAGGGCCAACAAAUGAAGAUUUUGACAAGCGCCGAGUUCAAUUUAACUGUGUAUCGGGCACUUCAAUGUCAUGUCCUCAUGUUUCAGGCAUUGUUGGUCUUCUUAAGACCCUUUACCCUAAUUGGAGUCCUGCAGCAAUCAAAUCCGCAAUUAUGACUAGUGCAACCACAUGGGACAACAUGAAGGAGCCAAUUCUAAAUGCAUCGACCAUCAAGGCAGGACCAUUUAACUAUGGAGCAGGACAUAUACAACCAAACCUUGCUAUGGAUCCUGGACUUGUUUAUGACUUAGCAGCUACUGAUUACCUAAACUUUCUAUGCUCUUUGGGGUACAAUGAAACACUAAUUUCAAUGUUCUCAGAGAAGCCGUAUAAAUGCCCAAAGCGAAUUAGUCUUGCCAACUUCAACUACCCUUCAAUCACAGUCCCUAACCUUGUUGGAUCCAUUACAGUGACUAGGACUGUUAAAAAUGUUGGUUCACCAGGUAGUUACAGAGCCCAAGUGCAGAGACCAACCGGAAUUUCUGUCCAGGUUAAGCCAAAAAAAUUGAAGUUCAAAAAGGUUGGUGAAGAGAAGACAUUCAGUGUUACCCUGAAGGUUAUGAAAGCCCAUGCAGUUAAGGAGUAUGUAUUUGGGCAGCUGAUAUGGUCAGAUCAUGUACACUAUGUGAGUAGUCCUAUAGUAGUGAAGGCAGUCUAGAGGCUGACAAAAAUUGCUUCAGCUAUUUUAAAAUUUUAAUCAUUGGAUUAAUCCUUUGAUCCUACUUAGGUGCUUUGACCAUUAUUCUUCAAGGCAAUGCUGUUAUAUUUGACUAAGCAAUAAAUAUUGGCAAAAAGAAAACCUAUUG
This is a messenger RNA of Theobroma umbraticum, 1783 nucleotides long. Its product is annotated as subtilisin-like protease SBT5.3. The record is from RefSeq and is a predicted model, not a curated record. Lineage: Eukaryota; Viridiplantae; Streptophyta; Magnoliopsida; Malvales; Malvaceae. Gene Ontology annotation, molecular function: serine-type endopeptidase activity. Gene Ontology annotation, biological process: proteolysis.